Messenger RNA from Pipistrellus nathusii (Nathusius's pipistrelle), 330 nucleotides. The record is from the annotation of a GenBank genome assembly. Lineage: Eukaryota; Metazoa; Chordata; Mammalia; Chiroptera; Vespertilionidae.
AUGCAGGUCUCCGCUUCCCUGUCUCCCAGUCUUGGCUCCGCUGCAGCCUGCAUGCAAAAGUCUUCACCUCAUUCCCAGGCCUCGGGCACAGCCUUUGCCUGUGGACAGGGGAGGAUCCGCAGCAGCUCAGAGUCAGUAUGGAGUCCAGUGUAUUCACUCUGUAGCAUUCAUUGUAAGGAAACCAGGGACAAAAUUCCUAUGUUCUUUUACUCAGGAGGCAAAUACUCCUAUUUGGACACGAUCCUUGUUUGGGGUUGGAAUUUGUUGGUUAUUAUAUUGAACCUCUCUCCCAUGAUGAAUACCCUGGUGGAAAAGCUUAGAAAAAGUUAA